CUGCUGGUUGGAUUGUGAGGAUCUGUUUCGUUCGGUCGCUUGUUAAUAGCCUUAUAGAUUACCAGGCCCUGUUAAUUCUGCUGCCUUUGACCCUGUCUUUGGCAUUUUUUUAAUGAUGCUCUUGUUUUAGGAUAUUUAUCAUUUACUUCUAACAUUUCAGUGUUUCUUGAAUGUGACAGUCAUUUCCCUUUUGCAUCUGCAGCGAGACAUAUCGUUACUAUGACUUGCCAUUCUGCUCACCAGAGCAUGUUACCGAAAAGACGGAAGCCCUUGGGGAAGUUCUAAAUGGUGAUCGUUUGGUCGAUGCACCGUACGAAUUAAAUUUUCUGGAGGAUCAGCAGUCAAAGUCUCUUUGUAAAAAAACCUGUCAAUAGAAGAUGUUGCAAAGUUCAGAUAUGCUGUAUCAAAGGACUAUUACUUUGAAAUGUAUUAUGAUGAUCUGCCUUUAUGGGGUUUCCUGGGCAAGAUCGAGGGGGUCAAGACUGAUUCGGGCAAAGACAAGUACUUUCUCUUUAAACACAUUCACUUCAAUAUCCUUUACAAUGAUGAUCGGGUCAUAGAGAUCAAUGUACAAACGGACCCCAAUAUUAAUUUGGAUAUCUCGGAGGAUAGGAAAUUGGAUGUCGAGUUUUUAUAUUCUGUGACAUGAAAAAAUACUGACAUAUCUUUUGAAGAAAGGAUGGCAAAGUACUCAAGGACAUCCUCUAUGCCUCAAUAUUUAGAGAUUCAUUGGUUCUCAAUUGUUAAUUCAUGUGUGACUGUCCUUCUUCUGACUGGGUUUCUUGCUACGAUUCUCAUGCGUGUGCUCAAAAAUGAUUUUGUAAAAUAUUCUCUCAUUGAGGAGUCUCUUGAAGAUCAAGAGGAUUCUGGAUGGAAAUAUAUCCAUGGAGAUGUCUUCCGAUUUCCAAAGAACAAGUCUUUGUUUUCAGUUAUUAUUGGUUCUGGAACUCAGCUCCUAGUGCUUACAAUGUUCAUCUUCCUUCUUGCACUUGUUGGUGUGUUCUACCCAUACAAUCGGGGAGCCCUUUACACAGCUCUUGUUGUCAUCUAUGCUCUGACUUCCGGUAUCGCUGGUUACACAGCGAGCUCCUUCUAUAUGCAGCUCAAAGGGACUAAUUGGGUGAGGAAUUUGUUGUUGACUGGCUGCUUAUUUUGUGGUCCCUUAUUCUUGACAUUCUUCUUCCUGAACACUGUUGCUAUUACAUAUAGCGCAACUGCAGCUCUGCCAUUUGGAACCAUCCUUGUGAUUCUACUUAUAUGGGCAUUGGUUACUUCCCCUUUGCUCAUAUUGUGUGGGGUUACUGGUAAAAACAGCAAAAUUGAAUUCCAAGCUCCAUGCAGUACCAACAAGUACCCAAGAGAAAUUCCUGAAUUGGCAUGGUAUCGAGGCACCAUACCUCAGAUGGCAAUGGCAGGAUUCCUUCCUUUUAGUGCCAUCUAUGUACAAGUAGAACUCUACUAUAUAUUUGCUAGAGUGUGGGGUCACAACAUAUAUACAAUAUAUAGUAUGCUUUUUAUUGUUUUCAUCAUUCUUAUAAUUGGCACAGCGUUCAUCACUGUUGCAUUGACAUAUUUCCAACUUGCAGCAAAGGAUCAUGGGUGGUGGUGGAGGGUACCGAAGAUGAUGUAGUGAAUUGGCUUCAUGGACAUGGUUUAUGGAAACUAGCGGAAGAACCGUACGAUCCCUUAUGGAUCAAAGGAGGCGGUCAUUGCAACCUAGAGUUAUAUCCAGACUACAUCCGU
Messenger RNA from Musa acuminata subsp. malaccensis (wild Malaysian banana), 1743 nucleotides. Lineage: Eukaryota; Viridiplantae; Streptophyta; Magnoliopsida; Zingiberales; Musaceae. The record is from RefSeq and is a predicted model, not a curated record.